AAUGUCAUCAGAUGAGGAGAAAAGCUCAAGUCCAGUUUUGCCAAAAGACUCAGAUCGAGGCAGUUCUGUCUCUUCAGAUCUUCAGGAUGAAUAUGAAGAGCUGCUUCGUUAUGCCGUAGUGACUCCAAAGUUUGAACCGUGUGUCCUGAGGCAGUCUGAGCCUGCUGCAGAACUGACAGCACAUGACAGAUUUUCAAGUUUAAUGGAUGAAGUCAUCAAUCACCCUAAGACUCCAGUUUUUACACCGGUAAAGGGACCUUCUCAGGCAGACAUGGAAGGACUUUGCCCUGUUCGUUCGGGAGAGACUUCUUCACAAGGGUCCUCAUCUGGUCCAAGAGAGAUUGAUGAGACUAUAGUGACUGAGUUAAGUGUUUCAGAUGAAAAAGUGACCCAGAUAGAAAGCAUACUUGAUCUCUGGAGUGGAAGUCUUAAGACAAAUGUUCUGACUGAACUCAGAAAAUGGAAAAUGACUUUUAUUGAACAUCACAAGCUGGAAAUGAGACAAGAGAAAGAGAAACAUGCUGCACAUGUGAGACAGCUGAACAAUCAGAUGGAGAACCUGAGAGAGCUGCUAAAUACUUAUGAAAUCUCCAUUGGCAGAAAGGAUGAGGUAAUCACUAACUUGUCCCAUGCGAUAGACAAGCAAAAGGAGAGGAUAGAGCUAAUGAAAAAAUUUACACGGUGGCGAAUUCAGCACGUGGAGGCCAGACAAGAGGCAUAUGCAAAUAGACUGGCGGACAGACAGUUCCAGAUAGCUUUGAUGAAGAGGGUUUGGGCAGCUUGGCGCUCUCUUAGUGAAGCAAGAUGGAAAGAGAAAGUAGCAAAAGCCUGUCAGUUAAGGGCUGAGGAAGUCUGUGUUCAGCUUUCCAAGGAUUAUGAAGCUAAAAUUGCGGAGUUAAAUGUUGCUCUGGAAGAGGCAAAAGCUGAUAUCCUGAGACUGCAUAGUGAAAGGGAACAGUAUGAAGGCACCAUGAAAAAAGCCUUUAUGCGUGGUGUGUGCGCACUGAAUCUAGAAGCAAUGACCAUGUUUCAGGGCAAAGAAAGUAGGACAGACCAUGAUCCAGUAAAUAGGAGAGAAGAUCCUGGAACUAAUGCCACUGGAAGGCUCCCUCCUUCCCAAUUUGAUCCUCCGUCACCACCACCUCCAACAGCAGCCACUGUUCCACAAGAGGAAAUUUUUUCAUCCCAUCUGGGCCACGCAAGUACUUCUCAGACCAGAUUAGAAUCAAAUUCUCCAGUAAUAGUCGCUAGUGCAGCUGUAGGAUCUGGCAUUACAUCAGCUCAAAAACUGCCUAUGGCAAGAGUAGUGACAUCUGCUCAGCAGAAGGCAGGAAGAACAAUCACUGCUCGAAUCACAGGCCGAUCUGAUUUGGGACAAAAGAACAGAAUUUGUAGUAGUUUAGCUGUAAUGGGAGUCUCACCACCCAUGAGUUCAGUCAUUGUAGAAAAGCAUCAUCCAGUCACUCAACAAACUAUAUCCCAAGCCACUGCUGCUAAAUACCCUCGAACUGUGCACCAUGCUUCUAGUGUCACCAGUAUGAGACCUCCUGGACACGGUGGACGAACACCUCAUAGCCAGUCUCAUACUAACAUUCAGUCAAUAAAAGUUGUGGACUAA
Messenger RNA from Emys orbicularis (European pond turtle), 1618 nucleotides. RefSeq names its product POC5 centriolar protein (gene POC5). Gene Ontology annotation, cellular component: centrosome. The transcript is spliced from 11 exons. Lineage: Eukaryota; Metazoa; Chordata; Testudines; Emydidae. The coding region runs from base 2 to 1618 and encodes 538 amino acids. The record is from RefSeq and is a predicted model, not a curated record.